AUGAGUCUGGGACAGGACACCCAGCAAGUAGCAACGGGGUCGACUAGAAUCGCAGCAAGUGCAGCCAACACUCCAGCACAGGCUGCACCUCGGCGCGAUCUUGCCGACGACGACUCGGAGGCGAACGACGACCGCGGAGUCUUGGCGCACGGCGGUCAAAGUCGACCAGGUCUAGGCUUAGGCGACCCAUCCACGGCAGCUACAUCGCCCUCACCGAUACCGAUCACUCGAUCAUUACGAAGAUCGAGUCGACGCAUACCUUCCGCCACCCACGCGACCCAUCAACGCGACACCUCGACCGCAGCAAGAGCUCAGGACGGACCCCUCGAGUCGUACUCGCCCUCGCGCGAACCACACGCUUCGACGUCCAUCUCGAGCUCGUUCAUCUCGCCGUCCUCGUUCGAGAGCGCGCGACAUCCGUGGCACGAUGCCAAGUACCGCGACACCAUAGAGAGGGCACAGAACAAGGGCGAUCCAUCCAGUUGGGGCGUGCUGCAUGCCGCCAUGGCCACCAGCGGUUAUGGAGGCGGCCCAGCGCCAGCAGGCACAAGUGGGGGGCCACCGGAGCCACCCCUCCCCGCUGCCCGCGAGUCUACCUUGGGCGAGCGAGACCGCACCUCGGCUCGCUCGCAGUCCAACUCAAGGUCAAGAUCGAAAUCGAGCCGUCAGAAUGUCGUCAAGACGGCGAGCCAGAGCAGUCUCGUCUGGCUCAGCAGUGCAUUCAGUCGGCACGACACUUCAUUGUCGAGCGCAGCCGAGAGGGACGCCGUAGUUCUCACCGAAGAACCUCAUAGCUAUGCGCAGGUCAGACCCGAUCACGAUGAGCACGGGAAUGGGCAAGACCCCGAUCCUACUCCCAAGAGUGAAUCUGCUCUUCUAUCAUCCCCACGUCGUGAACCGCGGCGACAAGACCAUCCAGCGUCUCAAGACGAAGAUUCAGACACGGACUACGAUGGCCCCGAUCGGGAUCGCCCCCGAGGGCGAAGCCGACGGCGAUUGCGUCGGUCAAGGUCUGCUGUGCACUCUUCAUCCUCCUCAUCCACCACCUCCGAGCACCACGAAAAUUUCAUAAAGCGAGUCUAUUCCAAGCUUCUACCCCUGUCCACCCUGCAGAAGAACAUAACCAAAUGCGUACUCGCUUAUUUCAUCGCCGAGCUCUUCACUUUCGUCCCCUUCCUCACCGAGUGGUUAGGCUCCCCUUGGGACGUCGAUGGACCCGUGCGCAACGCUCAUGUCGUCGCGACCGUAGCAGUUUACUUUUACCCUGCUCGAACGAUCGGGUCCAUGUUCGAAGCCGAUUGCUUCAUGUUUCUGGGAGCAAUGUACGCGACAUUCCUGUGCUGCGGAAGCAUGGCGAUGAGUGUGUGGCUCGAUUCGCUCGGUCAUGAGCAACUCGCGCAUGCGGUCGUCCUCAUCUUCUGGCUCGGUGGUGGCUACACCAUUUUGGCCUAUGCCAAGACGUCGGUCAACAAGGUCAGUCCGGGCCAUUCGCAGCCCAACUUGACGAGACGGGCUCGGCUCACUAACGUCCCUGUGCGUCUGAUCGCGAGAAGCCUUCAUUCACAACAGCAUGCUCUAUGGUCUCGCUCAUUACCUCAGUCAUGUGAGUUGUUCAUCGUUCUUUAUUGUUCAUCCAAGUAGGUCUGGCUGAGCAGCCCUUGCGCUCCUAAAGUAUUACCAAAGAAGGUGCUUUCCACAUUGGUCGCUUCCAGUCUCAAGCGAUCCUUCAGGUGCUCGUGAGUGUUCGAGGCUGGGUGCAUUUCCCAAGACUCUAACUUACAUGAACAAUCUCUUUUCUGGUGCAGCUAAUCGUUGCAUGUGGCUCAGGCAUCUCCAACGCCGUUUGCUUCCUGCUGUGGCCAAUGUCGGCCACAUCCAAACUGCAGGGCGACCUCAACAAGACCCUGGCUUCCUUUUCAACCUUGCUCGACAUGUUAACGAAGACAUUCUUACUUGAGUGAGUUGAUACACUGAUAUGAGAUCGCUGGGCUGCCAUGACAUCGAUUCGCCUCUCAUGUCCGCUGACAUCUUAAAAACCUCGCACGCGCAGCGAUGACAUCACGACCCGGCCCGUCGAUCUUGUCCGAGCUGUCGAUCAGCACCAAGCAUCCUUCACGACAUUGAAGUCCUCGCUCGCCCAAGCCAAAUUCGAGACAUUCGAUGCUCGCAUGUCAGCUACGACAGCCUCGUACGACGAGGUCGUGAGGAUCAUGACUCGACUAGCGCAAGGCUUGACGGGGAUGCGGGCGGGGUGUACCCUGCAGUACGAUCUGAUCAAAGCGAGAGCCGAUGGAAUCCUUGUGUUUGGGAAGGAUACGCGGGAGGCAAGUAGUCCCGAGGCGGAGGAAGCGAAAGGGUUGAUGGAGGAAUUGGUCGUGUUUGAGAAAUUCAAGGAGCGCGUUGGGCCUAGCUUGAAAACGUUGUCGGUAAGUUUCCCUGAGUCUACCAAGGCCCGCAUAUGAUCCUAACACGUCAUUGCUUCCGUGGUCACAGUCCUUGAGCCGUUCGGCCCUCUCACUUCUUCGCACCUCCUUCGUCCAAACCAAAGCUGGCUCAGCUACAAGGGAGGCGAUUCGAUCCGAUGAUCCCGAGACCGGUGCCCACCUCCUAUCCGCCGAUGACUUGCUCGCGCUUAAGCAAGAACUUGACUCGUCACUCGUUUUGUUCGAGCGCGAGCAUUCAAGAGCGAUCAAGAUCUUGUAUCGGUCGUUGCCGGCGCAGACGAUAUAUGGUCCGGGGGAGCUACAGAAGCAGCAGGAUGAGGAGACGCCUUUUAUUCGAGAACGUGUCGGAGGCCCAGAGAACGACGAGGAAGAAGGGCCGAACGAGAGUCUGUUCAGGGUGUACCAUUAGUGAGAAACCUUCCUGCCACGAGCUCCGGCAGGAAAAGGGGUUGCGGCUGAUCCACAUUGGUUCUUUGCUUUGGGUGCGCAGCUGUUUCAACGUCGAAGAGUGGGCCAAAGAGCUCUCGCAACUGAUUGAGAUCUUCGUCGAGAUUCGCACGACCGAAGAAAUAGUUGAACGCAAGGCCAUCGAAAGGCGGAGACGAUGGGGUCCCCUCGCUGGUGUUGCAGCGUGCCUCAGCAAGGUCGAGACGAGCACCCGGUCCCGACCAAAGAGAAGAGGGAGGCGCUCAGAAGUUGCGGAGAGCACAUCGAGUCGAAGUAGACGUUGGUGUGAGUGGUAACGCCGCUUUCUGCGUGCGUUGAUGUCGGACUGAAUGAAGCGAUCAAACCACUCCCAGAUUCUUGGCUCGCAACUCUCUCCGACCCUGGCAACGGCCCAUUCCCCGUCAUCGUGGAUGGAGCAUUGUCGUCUCACCAGUUCCCAUCGUCGCAACUCAGUCGUUUUGGCGCGUUCAAACAACGUCUCUGGAUUAUCGGCUAUCGUUUGCGCCAACCUUCUGUGAAAUUCGCCAUCAAGACCGGGGCUGGUGCCGCCUUGUUGGCAUCUGCAGCGUUUGUCCCCCAGCUUCGACCCGUAUGGAUCAGGUGGCGUGGCGAGUGGGCGCUCAUCUCGUACAUGGUCAUCAUGGCCCCUGUGGUGGGCGGAACGAAUUUUCUCGCAUUCGGUCGGGUGCUGGGCACGCUCGCGGGUGGUGUCCUUGCGGUGCUGUGCUACGUCAGCUUCCCUGAGAAUGCCAUCGCGUUGCCAUUGCUCGGGGCAUUGGUCUCGGUCCCAUGCUUUUACGUCAUCGUCACUCGGGUCAGUGUAACCCCUUAAAUAAUCUAGUUGUCGAACUACACUUAAAGCCUUCUCCUCGGAUUCACAGCCCCAAUUCGGACCCUCAAGUCGCUUUGUCCUACUCACCUUCAACUUGACCUGUCUUUACGCCUUCAACCUGCGGGAAGCCGACACUCAUCCCGGUUCCAUCGCGUUCCAUCGGACCGUAGCGGUCUCGGUCGGUGUCGUGUACGCAUUGAUCGUCAAUACUUAUGUUUGGCCGUGAGUCUUUCGUUCCUGGCUCGAUUGUAUGUAAGGGGCUAAAUCAACAGCGAGAUUUCAGGUUCGAGGCUCGACGAGAACUGCGCAAAGGCCUUUCAGAGUGAGUGUCUCGAUUUUUCCCACCUGUUUCCGCAAAGGCUGAUGGGAGUGUCGAGCGCCUCGCAGUUUCUUCUUGAACUCGGCUUAUCUGUACGAGCGAAUUGUCCGCACGUACUCUGUACCACCCCCUGCUCUGACUGCUCGGGCCAAUCACUCCCAUUUGCACCCGAUAUCGGAUGGGACCGUCGACGAGAGAACCUCGCUCAUCUCCACCGACGCUCAAGAGCAAUUGGAAGUGAACGAGAAUGAGUUUGUCGCCAUGGAAGUUCACUUGCAACUCUCGCUUAUCAAGGUGAGUUGCGGUGCCCUUCGACAGUCCGCUCGAAAGGGGCAACGAGCUCACGCCCGGCGAACACUCACAGCUCCAAGGACUGCUCUCGGCGACAUCCCAUGAACCUCGACUCAAGGGUCCGUUCCCUAUCGCUCCCUAUCAAACAAUCCUCUCUUCGUGUCAAACGAUAUUAGACCUGUUGACCUCAAUCCAACAAGUGACGAAUCGCGAAGCAUGGUUCACGACCGUCCGUCGUGACUUCGUCAUCCCCGCCAACCCCGAACGUCGCGAGAUGGUCGGCAACGUUCUUUUAUACUUCUCGCUUUUGGCCUCAGCAUCGACACUCAAGACGCCGAUGCCGCCUUUCCUCCCUCCAGCGAAGGAGGCUCGUGAACACUUGGUGAAAAGGUUGAGGAGUUUACCGGUGGUCAAGAGAAGGUUGGUGCGAGGCGGUAGUGAGGGUUUACUUUAUCUUGGGUAUGCUUUGACGAUGAAAGUGAGUCCUGUCAAAGACUUCUGACUCCAUCUUGAUACCGGUCACUGACGAUGGACCACGGUGCUUUGAUCCAGGACGUAAUUGCGCAACUCGAUCUCCUCGGAGCGACGUACCAGAGUCUCUUCGGUAUUAUUGGCGGUGCGACUUCAACCGCAUCAUUUGAGGCUCUUUUUACAGACGAACCUGUAGAUAGUGAGAGUAGACGUGACGAUAGUAGUGAUGAGGAGACUCCCAAUCCGGUUUGA
Molecule: messenger RNA, 5056 nt
Organism: Microbotryum saponariae
Lineage: Eukaryota; Fungi; Basidiomycota; Microbotryomycetes; Microbotryales; Microbotryaceae
Source: the annotation of a GenBank genome assembly